CAAAAGCGCAGAGCAUCGGUUCUCAAAAGGAUCAACAGGGAACUGUCAAGGGAUUUGGCUAAAAGAAGCGAGCAGGGAAGGAUUCCAGCAGGGCUGAUGGUGGUCCCGCUGCCUCUCCUCCUUGUUUUCGUGGCAGAGCACAGCCAGGCCCGGACUCACUCUCUGAGAUAUUUUCGCUUAGCUGUUUCGGAUCCAAGCCCUGGGGUCCCUGAAUUUAUCUCUGUUGGGUAUGUGGAUUCACACCCCAUCACCACAUAUGACAGUGUCACUCGGCAAAAGAAGCCUCGGGCCCCAUGGAUGGCAGAGAACCUGGAGUCCGAUCACUGGGAGAGGUAUACCCAACUGCUGAGGAACUGGCAACAGACGUCCAUGGUGGAGCUGAGGCAUCUGCAGAGGCACUACAAUCACUCUGGGCUUCACACUUACCAGAGAAUGAUUGGCUGUGAGUUGCUGGAAGACGGCAGCACCACAGGGUUUCUCCAGUAUGCAUAUGACGGACAGGAUUUCAUCAUCUUCAAUAAAGACACCCUGUCCUGGAUAGCUGUCGAUAAGGCAGCUCACAUCACCAAACGGGCAUGGGAGGCCAAUCAGCAUGAGUUACAAUAUCAGAAGAACUGGCUAGAAAAAGAAUGUAUUGCCUGGCUAAAGAGAUUUGUGGAGUAUGGAAAAGAUAUCCUAGAGAGAACAGAGCCCCCACUGGUAAGAAUAAAUCGCAAAGAAACUUCUCCAGGGAUCACAGCUCUUUUCUGUAGAGCUCAUGGCUUUUAUCCACCAGAAAUUUCCAUGACAUGGGUGAAAAAUGGGGAAGAAAUUGUCCACGAAGUAGACUAUGGAGGCAUUCUUCCCAGUGGAGACGGAACCUACCAAGCGUGGGUGUCGGUUGAGCUGGAUCCUCGGAGCAGCGAUGUUUACUCCUGUCACGUGGAGCACUGUGGUCUCCACAAGGUUCUGCAGGCUCCCCAGGGGUCAGAAACCAUCCUUCUAGUUAUGAAAGCUGUUUCUGGAGCCAUUGCCAUUGUCAUUGCCCUGGCUGGAGUUGGUGUUCUAGUCUGGAGGAAGCCCCGAGAGCCAGAGGAAAUCGUGUACAUUCCCGCACCACAUCAAUGACUGAAGUUCACCUUCCUAGGAACCAAGACUUCUUCUCACGCACCCACUGGUGCUGGAAGCUCUUAACCAUACCCACAAACACACUGGCAGAUCACACUAUUGAGUAGUUGUGGCAGGAAAAUAAGAAAUACAAAUUUUUCUUUGUUCUUUGGCUCCAAAA
Messenger RNA from Jaculus jaculus (lesser Egyptian jerboa), 1267 nucleotides. RefSeq names its product major histocompatibility complex class I-related gene protein. The record is from RefSeq and is a predicted model, not a curated record. Lineage: Eukaryota; Metazoa; Chordata; Mammalia; Rodentia; Dipodidae. The transcript has 6 exons. Gene Ontology annotation, biological process: immune response. Gene Ontology annotation, cellular component: external side of plasma membrane. Bases 97 to 1107 code for a protein of 336 amino acids.